This is a messenger RNA of Melospiza georgiana, 2729 nucleotides long. It is a transcript of the gene VSTM2A, whose product is annotated as V-set and transmembrane domain containing 2A. The record is from RefSeq and is a predicted model, not a curated record. The coding region runs from base 583 to 1305 and encodes 240 amino acids. The transcript is spliced from 5 exons. Lineage: Eukaryota; Metazoa; Chordata; Aves; Passeriformes; Passerellidae.
CAGGUAGAGGUGUAGAGUAUGAGGAGGGAGAGGGAAGGGUUAAAGGCAUUAUUGCGGCCAUUAGAAGGAAAAGUUGUGGCAAUACAAGCACAGUAGACUUCUCUUCCCCCCCCCCCCCCCCCGCCCCCCUCCUUUUCUUUCCCCUACUCCUCUCUUCCCAAGCUGGAUCAGUGUGUAGGGAGGGCAGUCAUCACGCCAUCCUGAGCAGCAAGAGCUGACAUUGGACGAAGCUGCCAGGUAGCUGAAAAAAGGCACAGAAGGCAGCUGAUACCCACUUUUCAACGGUUUGUGUUUUUUUUAGUCUGUAUCUGGACUUCAAGCAACACAGCGCCUGAGACAGCUCAUCUGAACCACGCUGUAUUGCAAUACUCGCUCUUCUCAAAGAAAAAGACUCCACUGAGCAGCAGAAUGCUGCCAGUGUCGCAGCCAGGUCUACAACACAGAGCCUUUUUGUAACAUUGCACAUUUCUUUCUGUUCAGAUAUUUGAAAUACAUACAUACACUUAUAUAUCAGUUCUUUCUUUUCUGAGGACACCUUUGGCUUUCUUUUUUUUUUCCCUGAUGUGACUUCUUCAUCUUGGAAUGAUGGGGAUCUUUCUAGCUUAUAUUGGAUUCAUUUUCUUUUCAGUUAUGUAUAUUCAACAAGGACUUUCUACCCAAGCAAAAUUCACAGAGUUUCCCCGAAAUGUCACGGCCACUGAAGGGCAGAAUGUGGAGAUGUCUUGUGCUUUCCAAAGUGGCUCUACUUCGGUGUACCUUGAAAUCCAGUGGUGGUUUCUGCGGGCAGCUGAGGACCCAGAGGCUGGAGCUGAGGUGACAGGCACUCAGAUGGAGUUCCUGCCCGAGCGGGACCUGGACAACGACGGCACGAAGAUCAGCACAGUGAAAGUACAAGGGAACGACAUCUCCCACAAGCUGCAGAUUUCAAAAGUGAGGAAAAAGGAUGAAGGCUUGUAUGAGUGCAGGGUGACCGAUGCCAACUAUGGAGACCUUCAGGAAUACAAGGCCCAGGCGUUUCUCAAAGUCAAUGCUAACAGCCACUCUCGGCGAAUGCAAGCCUUUGAGGCAUCCCCAAUGUGGUUGCAAGACAUGAAACCUCGUAAAAACAUCUCAGCAGCUGUCCCAAGUAGCAUCCACAAUUCUGCCAAUCAGCGUGUACGUGCCACCUCCAGCCCCGAAGCAGCAGCCAAAAUCCCCAAACAAAGUCCACAAUCAGCAAAGAGCAAAUCGCCUGUAAAAUCCACGGAGCGGACAGCAAAGUUGACCCUAACCUCCAACCACCACUCUGCACCCAAUGUACUCUAAAUCUCUACACAAGGAGCACCUUCUUCAGGAAGUACAAACAAAAUUACUAAAUAAAUAAAAUAAAAUAAAAUAAAUAUUAUAAAAAAGAAGAGGAUACCACAUGUUUUCUUGAUAUAUCUUAUUUUCUUUGGCUUAUCACUGAUAUUUUCUUUGAAGAGAACUGGUGUGAUGUAAUCAAACGUUUUGUAACAGCAAGACCUAGUUUCCUUUUCUUUCGGCAAGGAGAAGCCUCAUCCUUGACUUCUCAGGGGUUGGCCUGCGAGUCCUCAGUAUUACAGAAUUAACCAUGGAUGACAUUUGGUUUCCUACGCUGAAGGAACCGUUCCAGCCUGGAAGCAAAAAGAGGCCAAAUAAUGAAACAAACUAUAGUGAUUGAACAUAAAUAGAAUACACACAAACUUUAUCAAAAAGUCUUUUUUUCCUUUUCUUUUUUUUUCUUUUUUUUGUUUUUUUUUUCAUGAGGAGUAGGAAUAUUCUACUAAGCAGCUCAGCAGAUGAGGGGAUGUUGUUUCUGAAAAACCUUGAAAAACCUAUAAGGAUAUUUUUCUUUUGAGUUUUUUUUUUGUUUUUUUUUUUUUUGCUUUCCAGUAUAUUAUUCUUUCCCCCCUUUGAGGUUUUUUUCCUGUCUUUCUGUUUGUUUCUUGUUCAGUGAUGGCAAGUACCAACUUAGGCCAACCCCUGAUGACUACGUGGAGGUUUAUAUAUAUACAUCCCUUUUUCUGUGUGUGUGCGUUCUAUAUUUCAGUGUGUUUUCUCUAAUUUUGCAACUCCUGUAUAUGCAAAACCAACUUAAAUUCUGUAAAUUGCUUACAGUCUGUGUGAUAUAACUUCAGAGUAGACAUACUUUGGUCCUCAUGCAAGCCAGUUUUUAAUAUUAUCUAUAUGUCGUGCCACCAAGAAACAUCUUUAUUUCCUUUUUUGACAAAACACCACUUUUUAGUUUUUAAUUCAGUAAUGUGUGGAUUUUGUAAUGCAUAUCUUCACUUUGACUGGUUUGACCCCCUUCAGCCCUCUGUUUACUCUGUAAAUGCACAUUAAAAUUUGUUAUGGUCUCUAGACAAUGAAUUAUUUUAGUUUGUAUGUUGUGUUGAAGUUCAGAUGCUGAAAGCUCUUUGAACUUGUGAUGUUUAUAGAAGAUGAAGUGAUUCAAUCACUAGAGACUGUAAAAUGCAGCUUUGCAGUCAAAUGCUGUGCAUAAAGGAAGGUUAGAAACAGAAAACAGACAAAUAAACCAGAACAUGUCUUUAAGGAUGUUCCUUUGGUAAAGAGUUCUAGGAAAGUGAAUUUCUUACACUGAUAAAAUAUAUUUGCAUCACAGCUCCUUCUACAUGGCCAAAGAAGUGUCUUUCUUUGCUUUUUCUGAAAGUGGAUUGUCAUUACUCAUUGAUAUUCUUAAUUAAAAUACUUUUUGUCUGUGAACUGAA